Linum trigynum is the source of this 1209-nucleotide messenger RNA. The record is from the annotation of a GenBank genome assembly. NCBI's taxonomy places the organism in Eukaryota, Viridiplantae, Streptophyta, Magnoliopsida, Malpighiales, Linaceae.
CUAACAAACUAACAAAGCAAGUAAACGGUUGUAUUCAGGUUAAGAGAGGUCACCCGGAUAUGGUUCCCCCUAGACUGCAGUUAAGCCGGAUUGUAAUUACCAAGUUCAGUUUCUAUGAUAGUUAUACUGCGGAAGGUUCUCAAACAGCCUGAAGUCUCGACUAAAGGUCUUCAGACCCUCUCAAUCUGAGUCUCUAGCGGGCGACUAACCUCCACCGGAGUAAACAGAUUGAGGCCCUAUGAACAAAACCUCCACUACCGAAGUGAAUCCGGUACAGAAUAGUGAGUUGGCUCCUCGACUAAAGUCACCAACUCCCUACCUUCAAUCAAGGAUGCUCUAUCAACCUAGGCAGAUAUUCUCAUUCUAGGUUAAAGCAGAAACAACAGGAAUUUGAUCAGGAUUCAUGCCAUUCAAUCAUUCAAACCUCAAUUGAACAUAAUCAAAUCAUAGAAUCAGUACUUGGGUUCAUACAAUCAAAGCCUAACAUACAAAUCUAGGGUUCUCCAUACCCAGAUGAAUGGGAGAACUACUCCAUGGAGAAAGAAGCAAAAGCAGAAUCAGACGCGGAAUUCAUACUGUGAAGGAUGGAUUCCUGCUCCUGGACGUUGAUCGACACUUCUCCAAGCUCAAACUGGCCUCCAAUGGUGAUGAAGAUCAAGCUAGGGCACUUGGAGACUCUUGUUCGUCGCUUUCUCUCUCUAGGAAUCGCUCUAUCUCUCUCAAAACUCGAAUCCCCUUCUGUUUUGGCUGAAAUUUGCUUAAAAGGGCAUCAGUGGCCAAAGCACGGUCGAGGGCACGGCCGUGUAAUGCCUCAGCCCGCCCGUGCUUUGGCUAGGGUUAAUUACACGGCCAUUGUGUUGGGAGAAACACGGCCGUACUUUUGGGAGGACACGGUCGUGCUUUGGUGGACACGGCCGUGCUUUCAGCCCGUGUUUGCAGCUUGAAUUUGCCAAACUCAAUUAGCUCUCGGCAGUAAAAGCACGGCCACAGAACAUGGCCGUGUUCUGUUUUAGGUGUGCCCGUGUUUUGGCUCCAGCUCGACGAAAUGACUUCCGAAUGCCCCGAAACUCGUGCUUAGCCUUUCCUUUGACGCCUGGGACCUGAAAUAUGACAAAAUAACACAACCCGACGUAAAAUAGGCCAAAAACACACGACUAUGCCUCUCAAACGGAUAAGAACUAGGGGCGCAAAUAUAUGCAAUUACAUCAU